Molossus molossus (Pallas's mastiff bat) is the source of this 2004-nucleotide messenger RNA. It is a transcript of the gene TMPRSS2, whose product is annotated as transmembrane serine protease 2. Gene Ontology annotation, cellular component: membrane. The transcript has 14 exons. Lineage: Eukaryota; Metazoa; Chordata; Mammalia; Chiroptera; Molossidae. The coding region runs from base 152 to 1633 and encodes 493 amino acids. Gene Ontology annotation, biological process: protein autoprocessing. The record is from RefSeq and is a predicted model, not a curated record. Gene Ontology annotation, molecular function: protein binding; serine-type endopeptidase activity.
GUCUCCCGCGCGGGACAGAGGACGCGAGCUCCGCAGGAGGCGGAGGAGAAGGAGAAAGGGUGAGGGGCCGGAGCGCCGGGCCCAGAGAGCGGCAGGUCAUCUCGAACGCUCCAGACACCUGCCACUACCUGAUGCUGCUGACAAAGUCAGGAUGGCUUUAAACUCAGGAUUACCACCAGGUGCUGGACCCUACUACGAAAAUCAUGGAUACCAGCCCGAAAGCCUGUAUCCCCCGCGGCCCUCCGCGGCCCCCACUGUCUACUCGGUGUACCCAGCUCACUACUACCCGCCCACGGUGCCCCACUACACCCCGAGGGUCCUGACGAACACUCCGACACUCGCCACCCGCACGCAGCCCAAGUCCCCAGCGAGGACACUGUGCACCUCCAAGACGAAGAAAGCCCUGUGCAUCACCUUCGCCCUGGUGACCGUCCUCGCCGCCGGGGCGGUGGCGGCCGCGCUCUUGCUCUGGAAGUUCACGGAGAACAAGUGCACCGCGUCAGGGAUGGAGUGUGGCUCCUCGGGGACCUGUGUCAGCGCCUCUCUCUGGUGUGACGGGAUCCUGCACUGUCCCAGCGGGGAGGACGAGAAACAGUGUGUUCGUCUCUACGGGCCGAACUUCAUCCUUCAGGUGUACUCGUCCCAGAGGAAGUCCUGGCACCCCGUCUGCCAAGACGACUGGAGUGAGAGCUACGGGCGGGCAGCCUGCCAGGACAUGGGCUACAGGAAUAGUUUUUAUUCCAGCCAAGGAAUCGUGGAUGACAGCGGGGCCACCAGUUUUAUGAAGCUGAACAUCAGUGCCGGCAACACCGACCUCUAUAAAAAGCUCUACCACAGUGAUGUCUGUUCUUCAAAAACGGUGGUUUCGUUACGCUGUGUAGAGUGCGGAGUCAACAGGAAGAUGGGCCGCCAGAGUCGGAUUGUGGGCGGGACCAGUGCAGCGCUGGGGGACUGGCCCUGGCAGGUCAGCCUGCACGUCCAGGGCAUCCACGUCUGCGGAGGCUCCAUCAUCACCCCCGAGUGGAUCGUGACAGCCGCCCACUGCGUGGAAGAACCGCUGAACAGCCCGCGCCACUGGACGGCCUUCGCGGGCAUCCUGAGACAAGCCUUCAUGUUCUACGGGAACGGGUACCGAGUAGAAAAAGUGAUUUCUCAUCCACAUUAUGAUUCCAAGACCAAGAACAAUGACAUCGCUCUUAUGAAGUUGCAGACACCGCUGACGUUUAACGACAAAGUGAGACCUGUGUGCCUGCCCAACCCAGGCCUGGCGCUGGGGCCGAAACAGCCCUGCUGGAUCUCCGGGUGGGGAGCCACCUACGAGAAAGGGAAGACGUCGGACGUGCUGAACGCCGCCGAGGUGCCCCUGAUAGAGCCCGCGCUGUGCAACCACAGAUACGUCUACAACAACCUGAUCACACCCACCAUGAUCUGCGCCGGCUACCAGGAUGGGGGCGUUGACUCCUGCCAGGGUGACAGUGGCGGCCCUCUGGUCACUCUGAAGAGCAGCAUCUGGUGGCUGAUUGGGGACACGAGCUGGGGGUCCGGCUGUGCCAAGGCUAACAGGCCAGGCGUGUACGGAAACGUGACUAUGUUUACAGACUGGAUCUACCGACAAAUGAAGGCAAACAGCUGAUCAGCCCGGCCUCGUCCUGGAUGCCGUUCGACACGAGAACGAGGGGGCUGGUUUUUAAUUCCCUGUGCGCAAUGUAUUUUUAGAAAUGAUUCGGAGGUCCUUUCAUUUUUAUUAAAUAGUGAUCUCGGUCGUCUUUGGCACUCUCCACAGUCUGUGCAGGUCACAGCGGCUCGACCCCGGGUCCGUGCUCCUGGACCUCUUGUCCAAACGGGUGCCCGGGCGGGCUGGGUGUGGGUGCCUAGGGCCAACGCAGGCUGAGGGAAGGAGUCUGCCCGCUGGCAUCUUCCUUCUGAGCCCGUCCGGGGGGGACCUAUGGGGCUGGCGACCUCAACUGCUGGACAGUUCGAGAUGAAAAGGGAGAGAGCCUGGUG